AAUAUGCAAACUCUGUUCAGCUUCUGCAUUCGCAGCCUCGUCAGCUGACCAGUGGAUGAAGAUGUCUCCGAGGAUCCUGUCCGUCGCUCUGCUCCUGCUCUGCAUCUCUCUGAGCACACAAGUGAGAGCACGAUUUCCCAUCAAGCCUGUCCCUCUGUGCUGCAACACAGUGUCCCCUGAUGAUGUCAGCAGCUUAAUCACCGGGAACCCCGAAAUACAACAUGCACACGGAAAAUGUGUCCACGCGCUCAUUUUCAAAAGUAAACAGGACAGGGAAAAGCUGUGUGUUGACCCUAAAGCAGCAUGGGUUCAGAAAUACAUGAAGUGAUCCAUCCACGAAGUUCCUGCUGCCUGUUGGAGGAAAUGAUGACCUUGUAUUACACACACACACAAAUUAUUACCCAAUAAAUACACAUUUUAUUUGUUUGCUACAUGUAUGUUCACAGCAGAGAGCACAAACCUCCAACAGGGACACCCAGUUUUUGUAGUUUCCUGAUCACCACCAUUAUAACUAUUAUUAUAAUAUGUAUUUAUUUGUUGUGUUAUAAUCUACAUCCCUUGCAUUAUUUAACCACAAUCUAUUGCUUACUUUUACUUUUUGAGUUUUGCUGUUCACAAAUGCAGCUAAAAAACCUUAGGAGAAAUGUUAAAACCGCAAAAUAAUAUGAAUAUUUGUGCUUUUAAAAAUGUAGAGAGUGGAACUGUGACACAGUAGGAUUGGAUGUGUGAGGUCAACAGCGCUCUCUGCUGGAGACUGCAGGUAUAGAAAGCUGUCAUUAAUGAGGGAGUGGAUUACCUACUGAUUUGAAUGGAUUCAAUAAAUUAACAUACAUUAAUAAAUUAAAUGCAGAAUAUGAA
Solea senegalensis (Senegalese sole) is the source of this 858-nucleotide messenger RNA. RefSeq names its product chemokine (C-C motif) ligand 34b, duplicate 4 (gene ccl34b.4). Gene Ontology annotation, molecular function: chemokine activity. The transcript is spliced from 4 exons. Gene Ontology annotation, biological process: immune response. NCBI's taxonomy places the organism in Eukaryota, Metazoa, Chordata, Actinopteri, Pleuronectiformes, Soleidae. The record is from RefSeq and is a predicted model, not a curated record. The coding region runs from base 56 to 328 and encodes 90 amino acids. Gene Ontology annotation, cellular component: extracellular region.